CUCCUACAGGUGCCAUUUUGUGCUAAACGGGCAGCUGUAUGACCUUCAAAAGGAACACUGCAUCUUGGUUACAGCAAAUCCUCACCAGCCUUUUUGUUUUCCUAGCCGUCUUGAUCUCACCAUGGUCUGGAAACUGUUUUUGAUGGCUCUUCUCUGUGGACUGUUUGGUUCUGUUGCAGCAACUCAAGAUAUGUGCUGCCUGUCUGUUUGCCUUUCAGAUUGUGGCUUCUGCUAUGAGCUGAACAUGGGGGUAGUUAUUGUGCUCAUUGUGUGUGACAUAAUUCUCACUCUUCUUAUUGCCAUCUCAGUCUAUUGUUUUGCAUCACAACAGAAGAAGAGCAGCUCACACACAUUUACUAAAUCUUGUGAGACAGGUAAAGGACAGCUUCGCCAGCCAUCGAGCAGGCCAAAGGAUGUUGAAAUGACAGAGUCGCCUUAUCAGGAACUACACGGAGACCAGUCAGAUAUAUACAGUGAUCUCCACCAGUAUCGGAAAUCAGGCAACAUGUGAAAGAAUCAGUUGGUGUAAAAUGAGAAUGGUGAGCUUAGAUCCAGUUCUGUCACUCUGUUCUUGAGUGAGCUGUUCUUGUUCAGUUCAAAAUAUAAGAACAAAUGAAAGAGAAAUAAUUUAAAUGCUAUUUAGCAGGCUCUGUGUAAAUUAACUCCAUUUUUUAAAUAAAACACCUUGCAUUAUACACAGCUAAACAUAUCAUAACAACUGUAAAAAUGGCUCUAAAUCAUGAAUUUGGAAUAAUCACGUCUUGCCUUAAUAACAACUUCAAAUUGAGAAUUUAAGACCAUGUUUGAUCAAGAAAUAAUCUGCAUAUCUUUAAAGGUUUUAAUAGAUUUGGGUGUGGGACUGAAAUCCUCUUUUAUGUAUGAUUUCUGUGGAAGUCACCUGCAAUUGCCAACUUAUAUUAAAACUUGUAUACCAUGUAAUUAAAUUUUAAGAGGUGUAUAGUGACCAAAGGUACAUUUGCUUAUCCCUCACAGUGUCUAUACAUAGGCUACAUAGAAUACGUGCUAUAAAAUACCAAGACUAAACAAUUUAAAGCUAUUUUCUAUCUUGUGAAGCAGUAACCCUUGUCACAUGUGGCUGGGAGCCACAAUCCCUCACUGUGUUCUCUUCCCACUCCCAUCACAUGACCGGAGCAAUUAAUUUUGUAACAGAUAGUCAACGACCCUUGUUUAUCUGUGUCAUAUAUGUUGGGAGCUCAAACAAAAAGGUAUACUUGCUGGAAGCCCCAAGGACUGUGAUGACAACGUAGGUCGUGCCUUGUGUGUGCAUGUGUGUGUGUGUGUGUGUGUGUG
Messenger RNA from Electrophorus electricus (electric eel), 1311 nucleotides. It is a transcript of the gene tyrobp, whose product is annotated as transmembrane immune signaling adaptor TYROBP. Gene Ontology annotation, molecular function: signaling receptor binding. Gene Ontology annotation, biological process: positive regulation of macrophage fusion; microglial cell activation involved in immune response; negative regulation of B cell proliferation. The record is from RefSeq and is a predicted model, not a curated record. Gene Ontology annotation, cellular component: cell surface. NCBI's taxonomy places the organism in Eukaryota, Metazoa, Chordata, Actinopteri, Gymnotiformes, Gymnotidae.